GAUGCUCAUAAUGCAUCAGAGUAAAAAAAUGCAGCCUGUCUAAGACUUGCACAACAGUGUAUAUAGAUAGACAGAUCAUAAAGUGUAUUUUACAUUUAUUUUAAAUUCAUUCUGCCACAUCUGAUUUUUAUAUUUAUAGUGGUUUUGCUAACAAAAUAUUCCAAUGAGUUUCAAGUGUGCAGUUUUCGGUUUGCUCUAUUUUCCAUUUAAGGCACUCUAUCACCUCUGCAGAGUCAAGCAUCCUACUGGCCGAAAAGCAUAUCAGUAUUUAGGGGAGUGCCUGGUUGGACCCUAUUUCCACCUGCAACAUUACAAAUAGCACACACAUUCUGUAAUAAUUCACGGGUGAAGAAGGAAUCGCAUUGCAUCACAUAGUGUUUAUUCCAGAGUUUAUUUGGAUGUCUUACGUAACCAGUCACUCGACGCUGCAUUUCCUUUUCAGUGACUCAGUCUCCCUCUAGUGGCUGCUAGUAAUAGUAAUUAGAAACCUCAAGAAACACUGUCGCACAAGUUUUGUACAAUAUAAAUGUGCUUGUUAAGCCCGUGCCUUAGAAUUUUAGCACUGUGUAUAGCGUCUGUUUGUGAACUUGUUUCUUGGUUAUAAGAUUAUGUAUAUGUUAACUGAACACUAGAGGGCUCAGUUGCUCUCACAGAGGAAGAUUGGAAGGCACCACUGCGCGUUGAGUUUUUUGUUUUCCUUUUAGGUUAGGAGCGCCCGGUAUCCAUGGAAACCAUAAGCAGUCAGUUUGCUUGGACAGCAGCAGCGCACGGUUUUGGUACAGUCACAUAUAGGCCUAUUCUAUUAAAUAACCACAGAUCACAGAUAUGUCUGACGUUCUUGUACUGAGAGCAAUACAAGGAAAUGCAAAAGCUUUAAACUUGAACAGUAAGAAGCUAAAAAGAGUCCCGAAGGCUGUUGGGAAACUAACUUCGCUUUCAAUUCUGCAGCUGCAAAAUAACAGUAUUGCAACACUGCCAUGCGAAGUUGAAUCACUAAACAACCUGACAGAGCUCAAUAUAGGAAAUAAUGUCCUUGAAGAGGUACCAGUGGUACUGAAGCAGCUUAAAUCACUAAGGAAACUUCACUUGUUUGGAAACCGGAUUGAAAAAAUACCCUGCAGUGUUUUCGAUGGUCUGAGAAAUUUAGUCCUCCUGAAUCUGAACAACAAUAACAUCUGUGAAAUACCACCAGAUAUCCAAUGGCUUAUUAACCUCAAACAACUUAGUUUAAACAACAAUCAGCUGAAAUCACUUCCUUUAGAGCUGUGCUUCCUCAAGAAACUUUCAGAGCUUCAGCUGUCCAAUAAUAACCUCACAGCAUUGCCUCCUGAGUUCUGCUUACUAGCAAACCUUACCAAGCUACAUGUGUCCAGGAACUGUCUGAACGAGCUCCCUGAAGGGAUUCACAAAUUAAGAAAACUUAGAGUGAUAGAUGUGGCAGGAAACCAGCUGAAGAUGUUUCCAGCAACUUUCAAUGAACUGUUACUGGAUGAACUUUACUGUGAAGAAAAUCCUUUCCUUCAGAAAAAGCUUGUCCCAUCUAUACAAGACGAGGAAGUCUUAUCUUUAAAGGAGAUCACAGCACGGUGUAUUCUAAAGGAGCUGAGAGUCCGUCUCUCUGAAGUCCGAGUGGCUAUCACACACUAUCCAGAGGUUAGGACUAUGCUGUCUGAAGCAAGCAUGUGCGCCUUGUGUGGGCAGGGCUUUCUGAACAUUUGGCUGGAAUGCGUGAAGUUUGUAAAUAUAAGGAAGGAGAUGAAGAUUACCAGUAAAAUCAACACCAUACCAGUGAGAGCUUUGCUUUGCUCCUACAAAUGCUUUAACCAACAGGGCCAUGAUUAUUAUGGUGUUGCAGUACCAUAACAACACAUUUAUAUCAUUCUGACUCAACUGUGCUGAACAUCCCAAGCCCAAUUUGCAUAUUAUGAUAACAUCUAAAUUAUUACAACUGAGCUUUUGGUAUUACUGCACCAGCUUCAUUUCCCCUGUAUUUCCUGUAAAAAGCUGUUGCCACAUUUCCAUCUUCACCAUGAAACUCCCAUCAUUUUCCAAAAUCAAACUGGAGCUGCUUCUAUAGUCUAGAAUCCAUUCUUCAAUCUAAAACAAACAUUAAAGACCUUUUACAUAUAUCACAUUUUUGUGUAAUUGCCAUUUAUAGUAUAAUACAUUACAAAAAAGUAGGUUUAAGAAAUGUAACACUUUGAAAGAUUUGUGCCAACACACAAUCCUAACAAGAUUUGAUUUUCAAACUCUGUGGCAUAUAAACCUUAUGUCAAUAUUGUUCUUAUUUUCCCAUACUAUUUUAUAGGAAUAUCCCAAGUGAACAUUUUCAGUUGCUAGUCCACCGUUCUUAUGAACUGCUGCAAGUCUAUUAUACACUCUAGCACCCUCUAGUGGAUACAGUGCAAAAAAGCAUUAGGAAGAUAAUGAUUUUUCUAUAUACUGUAUAUUCUUUAUAUUCCUUAUGGUAUAUAAAGAAUAUAAUCAUUUAUGACAUUUGCAACAGGGCGAUGUUACAUACGUGGGUCGUCACUGAAUAAUACUGAAUCAGACACAGAGCAGCUGGUGUUGAUACGCUGCACAGGCUUGCAGAUUUAAUUGCAACACAAGCCCUUACACUAGGGUACCAACAAUUGUAAUCCUAUCGCCGGAUUUAAUAAUGAAAACAAAACACAACAAAGCUAAAAAUAAAAGUUUGCCCACAAAUAGCGAGCACUAGACCCACUAAAAGGAACGUCCCACUCCAGGAACCUACUACACUACUAACCCUCACUGCACUUAGUUUGGGAUUAAAACCCCUAAACUGAGCUAUUUCUGAGCUCCUGACAUCCCGACAUCCUCACGGCAACUCUUCAGACGGUCUCAGCUGAGCAGUGCCUUCACGAGCAACAUCUUGGUGGAAGGGUUUCAUGCAGUUGUUCAGCUCCCACCUGUGUAGCUAUGGCAUUGCAGUUGCCUUGAACGUUGCCGCCCCCCCCCUCCCCAGCGAACCAGCGACAGGAUCCUCCCUGUCACAACAUUAUUUUUUAAAAUCUAUCCAACAUAACAAAUCCAAGCCUGAUGUUCACUUUUACUGGCUUUUGAAACCUUGUCAGCACAAUGCAUGCAAGUCACAGCUUGGAUCCUUCCACAUGUGAACAGUUCUAUGAAAUAUAUCCUGACAUUUUCAUCCUGGAAUAAAUAGCCAUAUGUGUUGCUGAACCUGUUUUGACACAGGUGUGUUCCCAGAGGAAUUCCUGAGAUUGCAGUUUAUUCAAAGCAGACCCAGCCAUGGCUGUUGCAGUGCCCAGACACUAUAUUACACCCCCCCACCCCCCACCCCCCCAUUUCCCUUAUGCUUUGCAGUUGGUACUGAACUGGUCUUGUCAGUUUGUUUUUCUUGUUUGCCUGUUUACCAUAUGUAUUUACUUUAUUAAACAGUGUCUAGAAGCUUUGAUAUAUCACUUGAGGAUUGUUUAUUGUAUACUUAUAUUAGCCCCCCAUGUUGUCCAGAUCAGGGUGUUAGGGUUACGGUUAGGGUGAUUUUGUUAUUGAGAUAAAUGUGUAACUUACAUGGUCAUUCAGACCCUGAUAGACCAAAUUCUGAAUUGGUGUUUCCUCCAUUUUUGGCUGAUGAUACAAUAACAUAAAGUAGUGUGCUAGUUGGUGCAGAGAAGAUGUGUCUAUGGAAAACAAUAAGUGCAUACAAAUAAUAUUAUUAUCAUUUAAAAGAUGUUUAAAGUGCUGUCCAACAAAUUAAUUAACAAAAGGGGUUGCGUAACCCCUAUUAUCCCACUUGAGCUGGAAUGAUGCAUUAACAAGAACAUUUCAGAUGGGUGACAUGACUCCACAUACUGCUCUCUAACAAGUUGAGGAAUUGACCAUGCUUUGUCAUACUUAUCUUUACCAUGCUUACCUAUGAAUUUUACUUAAGUAGUAAGUCUUGACACACAGGGCAUUACUUAAGCCUUUGGUUUAAUUAACCACCAAUAAAUCACAAGAUGUAAAGUAUAAUAUGUAUAUUUUUAAAAACUCUUAAAUAUUAAUAUAGAGAAUCAAUAACUUAUACCCCACCAAUAUCUUAGUCAUGGUGCCCUAAGUGAAACAGGAAAGGCCAUAGAUAGUUUUAUUUAUGUAUUUACACAGCUCUGUGAACCUUUGAUUUCUCAAGGUGAUAAACAUGAAUGUAUGGCUCAUAUCCCUAUUCUAUGGAAGAAAAGUUAAUGAUCUUAAACCAUACAACCCUGUAAAUGCAAGUGAUCUGGGUAAAAGAAUAGAAAGUAUGUUUAAUAUGGCAGAUCAAUAUGAGGCAUAAAGGUCAGAGGAGUGAUUGCUUUGACAUAACAUAAGAAACAAACAAUUAUGUUCAUCAUAAGAGUGCACUUGAAGAGACAGAAACCUGUGGGCAAACCAAAGAUGUUUGUUUGCCUUUCUUUUAUACCUCGCUCAGCUGUAUGUUUAUUUUUACACCCCCAGUUAUUUUAAUUAAGUCAUUGCAAAAUGGUAUGGUAUGGCAUUUUCACAUCCUAAACCUUCUCCUCUCUUUAAAUGAAGUUUAGCUAGAUGAUAUUUUUUCCAAACUGAGGGUUAAAGGUGGUGAGCUUUCUCAAUUUCACAUGAAGCUUUAUAAGCUUUAAUUUUUUAUUAAAAAUCUUAUCUCUUCUUUGAACCUAGUGUAGGACAUAUAUGUCUUGAAAAUAUAUGUCUAAUCCCUGUCAAUUCUCUGUGUUUACUACUCAGUGGUGCCCUGCUCAUACGCCUGUCUGUCUAUCAUGGGGUUGCAUUUUGCAUGCUAAUUUACAAUACACUUUAAGUUUUGUCAUGUUUCCUUUGGCUAAUACACAUACUAAGCAAUGAUAUAUUUUAAUACUUUGUCCCCUUUGGCUUGCA
This is a messenger RNA of Polyodon spathula (Mississippi paddlefish), 4869 nucleotides long. RefSeq names its product leucine rich repeat containing 69 (gene lrrc69). Gene Ontology annotation, molecular function: protein binding. The transcript is spliced from 8 exons. Bases 826 to 1863 code for a protein of 345 amino acids. The record is from RefSeq and is a predicted model, not a curated record. NCBI's taxonomy places the organism in Eukaryota, Metazoa, Chordata, Actinopteri, Acipenseriformes, Polyodontidae.